Messenger RNA from Musa acuminata AAA Group (dessert banana), 1825 nucleotides. RefSeq names its product FCS-Like Zinc finger 10. NCBI's taxonomy places the organism in Eukaryota, Viridiplantae, Streptophyta, Magnoliopsida, Zingiberales, Musaceae. The transcript has 3 exons. The record is from RefSeq and is a predicted model, not a curated record. Bases 281 to 1450 code for a protein of 389 amino acids.
CUGAGGAGAGAGAAAGAGAGUGGUGUGUGACUGUGCACAGUGCAGGCUUUGAUACAUUUGUCAAACUAUCUCAACACCACCUGGUGUGCUGCUGGUUUCUCCUAUUCUUCUACCCAGGAGAAUCUCUCAUUUACUUUCAGGGGGUGAAGGAUAGGGGAAACAAGGAAAGCAACUAAAGAAGAAGAGAAAAGAGUGGGCAUGGUGGAAUUUAUUCCCUUUCCUUUGUGGGAAUGCCUAGCCUUCCUAGUGGCAAGAAAGGGGAAGUUGGAGGUUGAAUAUAAUGCUGAGGAAAAGGAGCAGACCAAUUCAGAAGGAUCAAAGCAAAGGGUUCCUGAUGUCUCAUCCAGCCUCAGGCUCCUGCUUCCCCUCUGAUGGUGUGGCGAAGAGGACCAGUUGUGCCUCCUUUCUUAAUGUCCAUGGCCAUCUUGUAGGAUUCAGCAACAAGAAGGGCUUAUCAGAAUCUGCUACAGUUUGGGGCCAUACAUCUCCCUUGGACAAGGUUUUAUCCAGUAUAACCAGAUCAACAACAGGCAUCAUCGAUGGUAGGCUUAGAUGUUGGGACAGCAGCAGAGUAGGCCUUGGCCUGGUUGAUACUCUCAAUGAUGAGGCCAAACCUUGUGUGAAGGUCUUAGGGUCAUCUGAGAGCAGGAACAUUGUGUUUGGUUCACAGAUGAGGUUAAACUUCUCAACCCCCAAAUCACAUCAGGUUGGCCCGAGAGAUGACCCUUUAGGAGCAGCUCCUCAAAUCGGAUCAUCUAAACCUCGGUCAGUUUGCUCGGAGAUGGCUAUAGAAUUAAAAGGAUCUAAAUUCGUCCAUGAGGAGUAUGGACUACUGCGAUCGUGUUCAGUGGAUACUGGUGGAUUUUCUUUGCUCCUUACUAAAUCUAUUGGCAAUAACCGUAAGUCCAAUUCUGAAGUUCUUCGAUCAGAAUCUAUGGAUAUAUUGGAUUCUCCCCCACUAGCUAAGGAGGAUACCAAUUUUGACAAAAUCUCGGUGUCCUUACCGAUAUCUUUUGGCUCUUCUCAUAGAUUUAUCGGUUCACUGUCAGCAAGUGAGAUCGAGCAAUCUGAAGAUUACACUUGCAUUAUAUCUCAUGGUCCUAACCCUAGGAUGACUCAUAUUUUUGGAGAUUGCAUACUUGAAAGCCACAGCAUUGAAUCACCAAAGAUCAAGAAUAAGCAUAGGAAAGAGGAUGAAGGGUCUACCUGGCUUUCAGAGCCCUCUGAGGAAAUGUUGUCAUGCUUUUUAAAUGACUCUUUGAGCUUCUGUCUCUCUUGCAGGACGAAAGAGGAAGACGGAAAGGAUAUCUGCAUGCACAGAGGCAAGAAAGCUUUGUGUGGCUGUGAGUGCUGUAGGAAUGGAACUUUGCUUGAAGAAAAGGAGAAAACCAGGAUUAUUUCAUCUGGCUCUCCUGGUUCAUCAUUCCAUGAGGAGACAUUUCUUGAGUAGAUGGCUUUGGCCUUAUAGGCUGGAGGUUUGCCCAACCCUCCUUACACCGUGAGCAUAUAAGAGUUUAGGUUGGCAAGGUGAACAAUUCGAUCAUCUGUCUGUCAAGAGCUGUCCAUAUGAAAUCGUUGGCGGCCAUGGAUGAUCAACAUGUUCCUUAAUUUGUUUGCUGGUUUUGUUUCAGAGUUCAUGGUAAUGUUGGUGAAAUUUAGCAAGCAACUGUUCCACCCUCUCCUCUCUUUUCUUUCCUAAACCAUAAACCAACCGUAAACAUUGCCUCUUGAUGGAUGUUAUCGAUCUGUCUUUCUAUUUAGCAGUGAAUAAAACUCUGUUGGCUAUAUAAGUAAAAGAAUAUGAGUGAUCAACUUUAUGGCAUAA